CGAACAUGUCCUUCGUUGAAGUUCACAAAGAGCUGGCUUACGGGUUCGAAAUUUCAUGGCUGAAUCUGUACUGCGAAAGAUGCGAAUCCAAGCAGUGCUUAUUCAAUGAAAGUGAAAACCGGAUUCAUUGCUUUGAGGAUAUGCCGGGUUAUUUGAAGGAAGUUUGCUACCUCAGUCCCUCUCUUUUCAUACAUGUAGCGCAGUGCUCCUUCUAUAAUGGUUCCAACCUUGGUCAAUCCGGUUUGAGCUUCCUGUUUAGCAGGCUGGAGGCUGUGAAAGAAAACUAUAGGAAAAUCGGUGAGGCAUUAGGGAAAAGAAAUGGGAAGGGGAAGAAUCUGCUCAUGCUGCUUCUUGGUGCUUGUACUAGUGAUUAAUAAGUGAUAUGUUAAUUAGACUGAAUAUGAAAAUACAGAUAGAGGAGGAAUUGUGCAUGUGGUGUUGCCCUUCCAUUUCUAGUUUGUGAUUACUGAUUUAGUUUGAGUUUCCAUUUCUAGUUGAGUGAUUUUACUGGGUUUGUCGAAAGUGAAUAGGUGAACCGAAGAAGAAUAAACUACUUUUUUUUUUUUUUGAGAUUUUAAUAAUUAAAAGUUAUUAGGAUAACAUUUUAUUAAUUAUGUGGGCUCUAUAUACUAACAGUUAAUGAAAAUUAAUAGAAUCAGUUAAAUUAGGGUCAAAUUGAAUCAAAAUGAAACUAAAAGAUCUAAUUAGACUAAAAUUUUGUUUGUGGAUAGAAUUAUGCUUUCUUUAAAAGUUGAGCAGCCAGAGUAAUCUUUUCCCCUAAGAAACAAAUUGGUAUAUAAACGAGAAUAAAUGGUUAGGUAUUAACAUUUAUGGUUCCUAUACAUAACAGAUUUUGACUCGAUCAGAAUUUUGACUCUAAUUCAAAAUUAUUUCUAUAUCUAGAAAUUACUCAUUAUGGAGAAAUUAUAUAUAUAUACACAUCUUGCAAUGAAGCUUUCUGCUCUAGUUAUAUCAAGUUAUAUUAUAUUUCUUGAUGCUGAUUUUUAUUGUUCAUGUGUUUAAUGAAGCGUCUAUCUCACACGGCCUAUCCUACAAAAUUAAAAGGUCAUUGCCAGCUAUACUUGCUUAUCUUGGACUGUUUAUUGCCACAAGAACAUUAUGUGGAACUCCAUUUGUAGUUGUGUUUUUGGUCUAUAAAUGGCGAAGGAGGCAUUUAUCGGGAUAUGAAACAAUUGAAGAAUUUCUACAAAAUCAACAGAAUAUGAAACCAAUAAGAUAUUCAUACUCAGACAUUAAGAAAAUGACAGGAGGCUUUAAGGAAAAGUUGGGUGAAGGAGGUUUUGGUUGUGUGUAUAAAGGAAAACUUCGCAGUGGCCAUAUUGCAGCAGUAAAGAUGUUGAGCAAGUCUAAAACUGAUGGACAAGAUUUUAUUAAUGAAGUUGCUACAAUUGGAAGGAUUCACCAUACAAAUGUUGUUCAACUAAUUGGCUUUUGUGCUGAGGGAUCAAAGUAUGCUCUUAUAUAUGAUUUCAUGCCUAAUGGAUCUCUUGAUAAGUAUUUAUCUUCUCGUGAAGGAUCUAUAUCCUUAAGUUGGGAUAAAUUAUAUGAAAUUUCGCUUGGAGUGGCUCGUGGCAUUGGAUAUUUACAUCGAGGUUGUGACAUGCAAAUCCUACAUUUUGAUAUCAAGCCACAUAAUAUUCUUCUUGAUGAGAAUUUCAUCCCAAAGAUUUCUGACUUUGGGCUUGCAAAAUUAUAUGCAACAAAUGAUAGCAUUAACACUCUCACUGCAGCAAGAGGAACAAUAGGAUACAUGGCACCCGAGUUAUUCUAUAGAAACAUUGGACGUGUGUCACACAAAGCUGAUGUUUAUAGCUUUGGAAUGUUGUUGCUAGAAAUGGCAGGUAAGAGGAAGAAUUUGAAUGCAUUGAUAGAAAACUCAAGCGAAACUUAUUUUCCAUUUUGGGUUUAUGAUGAGGUCUCUAGUUCAAAGGUUGUAGAAAUAAGUGAUGACAUGGAGGAGAUAACUAAAAUAGCUAAGUUGAUGGUUGUGGUAGGCCUGUGGUGUAUACAAAUGAGACCGAAUGAUCGUCCACCAAUGAACAAAGUCAUAGAGAUGCUUGAAGGAGAUCUUGAAGGUCUACAAUUGCCUUCAAGGCUUUCUCUAUGUCCACAAGAAAGUAUAUUGGAAGAUGGAGAAGAGUCCCCAUCCAUGUCAAUUGACUUUUCAGAAUCAUCUAGUUUGAUUGAAAAUGCAUCUUAAAAUUAUUUGAGGGAGUUAUUGUACUUGGCAAAUUAACGGACCAUCAGAACUCAGAGAAGUAACUAUUUAAACCGAAAUGAACCAAUUAACCCAGUGCUUUCUGCUUAGUAAUAUUUUUCUCAUGCUUGUCUAUGGAACUACUGGACGAUCCUUUGCUAUAUGAUUGCUAUAUGAUUACUACUUGAUUGAUUAUUACA
Molecule: messenger RNA, 2418 nt
Organism: Hevea brasiliensis (rubber tree)
Lineage: Eukaryota; Viridiplantae; Streptophyta; Magnoliopsida; Malpighiales; Euphorbiaceae
Product: rust resistance kinase Lr10-like
Exons: 5
Coding region: 995-2221 (408 amino acids)
Biological process (GO): protein phosphorylation
Molecular function (GO): protein kinase activity; ATP binding
Source: RefSeq, a predicted model, not a curated record